Fimicolochytrium jonesii is the source of this 2037-nucleotide messenger RNA. RefSeq lists its product as uncharacterized. Lineage: Eukaryota; Fungi; Chytridiomycota; Chytridiomycetes; Spizellomycetales; Powellomycetaceae. The coding region runs from base 187 to 1704 and encodes 505 amino acids. The transcript has a single exon. The record is from RefSeq and is a predicted model, not a curated record.
CCUGCUGCUCUAGAUACCAUCCAUCCGCCGAAAACGUCCCGCCCAUUCGGAGCUGUCAAAUCGGCAGGACAUACGCGCCAGUCCCAAGGGUUUUUUCCCACGCGUCCGGCAGGUUAGCUCCUCACACUCCCGGCUACAGGCUCUAUCGACUCGAAAGGAGGAGCACGCUCAGACACCCUCGCAGCCAUGGAAACGAAAUCCGUGGAGAGUAUCCCGGCCGGCCGGACGAUCGGCAGCUCCAUGACGCGAGCGAUGGCAGUCCCGGAAAUCGUCGCCUUGAUCUUGAGGCAAACACCAAUCGCGACCAUCCGCCUUCGAUGCCGCCGUGUAUGUAAAGCAUGGAGAAAAAUUUCAGACGAAACAGUACCGCACUUGAUCAAGCAAACAUUGGAAGCGCGCCACACAACGUUCGAUUAUCUGGACAAGGAGCCUUUGAUGAAAGUUGUGAACAUCGAAUCGGAGAACACAAAAGAAGACGUAAAAGGAUGUCAGGACAGCUCCGAGUUCAGCAGGAUUGCAGCUUUGACACCUGUGAACAUUGAGGGCGAUCUGACCUUCAGAUGCCCCCGGAAUGUACCAGUCAUAUGGCACUUGUCGAAUGUCUUCACCGAUGUUCAUUUCACUGAUGGAAGGAACCAGCCGGUCGAACUACACUUCGAUCUCCGACACAAGCAUGGGACCCACACCGCCGUCUCGAGGACCCAACCACCGACGCAGGGCCGUCGGCCCCAGACCGAAGCAACCACACCGUUCGCCAUCCUGGCCUACGAGAUUACAAACGAUCCCAUGCAGGAGCCUCAAUAUUACGGAUGGGGCCUCGACGAAUACCUCAACGUGCGAUUCAUAUCCCUGCAUAUUCCGUUGAACAUUGUCCUUUGCUGGAAUGGAACGCGGCGUAUCGACGUGGGUCGGAGCCCAGGACUAGUGGGUCCGUCGGCAGUGAAAGUUGCAUCUGGAUUCGCAAACAAGCAUCAGAACCAACCAGGACCGUCGGGACAAGCAAGGCCGGCGGUUUCACGACAACAGCAGCUACAGCCUUCAAAAAUGGCUUCGCACGGUCCUUAUAAAUACACCCAAGGCUUUGCGACACCUCCGCAACCCACCUCAAUCUUGAAACGCACCAGCUUGGCAUCGGACACUGGUCCAUCCGGCCAAACCAGAAAUGAACAUUCGUCGCCAAACGCACAAUCCUCAUACAACACUCAUCAAGUCACACCCCCUUCGCCUCCAGCCUCCCCAAAGCCAGCAUGUCGCCCCAAUACAGUCUCACAAACAACCCUUACCCGUGCCUAUUCAGCUCCAACCAUCAGCCUCAAGUCUCCCUACAUCACAAACGGCCAACGCGACGCCCUUCUCCGCCAAGAAAGAUGGGAAUCAGCAGCACGCGCUGACCCCUGCUGGGCACGUCUCUACAUGGGCCCCGCCGACGGCGACAUCGAAGCUAUGAUCGCUUACGCGCGGCGGGACAGGCGGCCCGUCGUCACCCCCUUGGGCUCGACCUGCGGCGGCAUCGCAUACCCAGACUGCACGUUCCACUUGUGCAGUACGUGCUGUCGCGCGUGCAGGGUGCGGUCGUUGAAGUGUGUGGCGCAUGGGUGGUGGCCCGGACGCGCCGACGGAGGCCCGUUUGGAAACAAGUGCUCUACCUCGUGCCUCGUGCUGGCGGAUGGGAGGGGGUCGAGGAUGGGAAUGGCGGGGCAGUGAGAAGUGAACAGGGUGUCGAUGAGAGCGAGAGGGCGUCAUGUGGAAUUUAAUUACCGAGGCGGUAUGGUGGAUCGGUCAACCUCUUGGGAUGGCCAGGUGUAUAUGAGGAACCCUCCACCGAUAGUCCUUCCAAAAUCUUUGUUCUUCCACUCGACCCAAUUUAUUCCCCUUGGGUCAACGUUAUAUGCUUCUCUAUCGCUAGCAAGAGUGGAAAUGUUUCUACUGUACGUAUCUGUGCUCGUUCAUAUGUGCCUUUAUCAUACAAAAAAGAUUGAAAUUCGUUGAUGCAAUGUCAUUUUCCUAGUUUCUCACGACUGGGUCAUAUCGAGAGUA